GAAUGAGCAUAGUCGAUGAUUAACUUGAAGCACCUCGAAUUUUCCAACCUUGAAUUUUGGAUUUUCUUUACUCUAAUUUGAUUAUUCCCCAUGGUUUAAUUUAAUUUACUAUCUUGCACCAGUGCCACCAGAGACCAGGGACUAUCAAACGCUUCGUCAUCCUGUCCGAAUUCAUUCUCCAUCGUCUCCACCUUUCUCCUAUUCAUUCAGCUAUUUUCUCUCCCCAUUUCCCACCUAGACCUUCGUCCGACCUUUUCCAUCAAUCUAGAAUUCAGUCCUUAUUCUUCUCUUUUCCUUCCUUUCCUUUCCUUUCCUUCACACCUUCAUUUGUUAUCUUGCGUUCUUGCUUUGCGGCUGCACUGCACUGAAUUAUAUACGACACGAGCGAGUAUACUGUUGAUUGGGUGUCACUACGAUAAGAGUCGCUAGCAUCUACAGGAAGUGAUUACCGAAGCCCAGGCGAUAAUCUCCACAAGAGCCCGACGAGAGCCCCCAAAAUGCCUAGAAUGCCUGUGCACCGCUUUCUCGCGGUUGCGACGAUAGCAUUUUUCCUCAUUUUAUCAUACUACCACGAAAAUGUUUCCCAGACUUUCGUACCUGCCUUUAGGGAAACGCCACAAGAAGAGAAUGUAGCACCGCCAGAAAAGUCACAACCAACUGCAAAACAGGUUGCUCAAACUCAUGAAACACAACAAGCUCAAAUUGCACCAGUGGAAUUAAACAUCACGGAUGUUGACGAUGCUGCGUUCUUAGAAGAUGUUCUAGCGAGGAACAAUGUCGAGAUGAACAUCAAUUAUGCGAUGAGAACUAUACGAUAUGUCACAGACGCGAAGGAAAGACCGAUGUUGACGAAUACCAGCCAAGAAUUGUUUCCUCGUGGGUGGAAGAAGAUCAAGCUUUCAGAUGUUGAGAAGCUGCCGGCGGAUACAUUAGAGCCUUUGGAAAUUCACGUUAUGAAAACUCCACGACCAGACGAAAUUGACGCUUCCGAGUUGUUGUUUGGAGUUUCGACCACUUACAAGAGAUUCAGUGAUAAAGUUGAUGGGCCUGUCAAGGAAUGGGUACGAUGGCUCACAGAUGGAAAUGGCACAUCGAACGGAGCUGGUCUUGUUUUGCAAUUGCACGAUACCACCGAUGAUCAAUUGGCAGCUGCUCAAAAAUUGCUUACCGGUGUUGGAAUUGAUGCAACGGUCAUACACUCGGAUCCUUCGCUCGAUAUGCCGGGUAGAUAUGUCGAUUUGGUACCAAUUCUUUACAGCCAUCCAUCAAGGUCAAGCAGAAAAUACCUGUCGUUGAUUGACGACGAUACUUUCUUUCCCUCGCUUGGCGCAUUGAUGAAGGAGUUGCACAGUUAUGAUCCUAACGAGGAGAACUAUAUCGGUACUCUCACAGAGCGGGUGGAUUUUAUUAUGCAUGAUCGAGUUCCCAUGGCUUACGGUGGAGCUGGUGUUUUUAUUACUGCCCCUCUCGCACAAACUCUGAUUGGACUCCCCUGUCUCGACGUGGAUCCUUCCACGGGCGAAUAUACCGAAUCCGGGUUUCAGGGCGACCGACUCCUCUACCACUGUAUCAAAAACCAUACUUCCAUUACUCUGAACUAUCUCCCCAGACUUAACCAGCUCGAUCAAUGGGGCGACCCAUCCGGUUUCUACGAAGCUGGCCAUCAACCCCUCUCUUUACAUCAUUACAAAUCUUGGCAUCAUGCUACUCCUGAAGUAUCUCACAUUGUUGCAGAUGCUUGUGGUGAAGCAUGUGUCUUCCAAAGAUUCGGUUUCGACGGAGUAGGAUCAUCAAAGUGGGUUCUCACAAAUGGAUACUCUCUCGCCGAAUAUCCAACUGGUAUUCAUUGGGACAUGUCGAAGAUGGAAGGAACAUUUGAUCUCGGCGAUUCAGAUGUUUGGGCUUCUGGAAAGGAAGAUGUGCGGUUAGCUUUUGCUUAUGGCGCUCUUCGUGAGGGGUUGAGUUACACGGGCAAGAAGCGAGCCUGGGAGGCGCUUGGAGGAAGAAAAAGAGCUGAUGGUGUGGUGGAUAUGGUUUACGUCAAGAGGCGGGGUGACCAUAGAUGGGUUGGUGAACAUGAGAAUGAAGAAGAUAGGGAGAAUGUUGUGGUUUUGAGGUUCAUUCCAUAAGUUGGACCUCUUCUAGUUUAGGAGAAGGGCUACUUGCUGUCUUCUCUAUUACAAAUCUUUCUGGAUAUAGGUUUGCUGGAUUUAGGGGAUGUUUAUAUUCGUGUGUCCGCAGACAGUCACAUAGGGUUCUGUUGCAUAUCGGCGUUUUUGGGAAAAUGGGGUGCGGAUCAUCUACGCAUUGAAUGCUAGUAGAUUCUGGCUGGCGUUUUGGACAGAUUCUUUGCACCGAGAGAUGAGGAUGGCGAAGGGUAUCUGAUUGAAUUGGAUAUAUGUGUAUAUGGCUGGAGAUCUACGGUGGAUAUUUAUGGAUGAGACGAAACUUCGGUUUAUAGAAAUAUAGAUAGACUGAUGAUAAAUUAAGUGUACAACAAAAAUACCCUGGAGCAUGAUGCA
Botrytis cinerea B05.10 is the source of this 2522-nucleotide messenger RNA. RefSeq lists its product as hypothetical. The record is from RefSeq and is a predicted model, not a curated record. Bases 498 to 2129 code for a protein of 543 amino acids. Gene Ontology annotation, molecular function: acetylglucosaminyltransferase activity. Lineage: Eukaryota; Fungi; Ascomycota; Leotiomycetes; Helotiales; Sclerotiniaceae. The transcript is spliced from 2 exons.